UUACAGGUUGUGGAAAAAGAGAGAGAAAACGUACGAUUUGGUGAGCAAACAGGGAAGCAGUUGCCGCAUUUAAACGCAGCUAACAUCUAUAACCCCGACAAACUACAGUUACCACGUUUUGCUUAUUGGCAUCCAUCACUCUCUCGGGUUACUCCUGUCACUCUCCAACUUGUUUUUUCCAAAAUUUCGAAAAUCCCCAAAUAUCUCUAGUGAAAAUCAUUUCCAGAUUCAACCUCCGGCACCGGAAAACCGCUUCUCCGGCCGAUUUCAAGAUCGCGUCGGAAUGAGUACCGGAGGAGAGCUUCUUCAAAUCGAGCCUGUUGAGCUUCAGUUUCCCUUUGAAUUGAAGAAGCAGAUCUCAUGCUCCAUGCAGUUGACGAACAAGUCGGAUGAUUAUGUUGCUUUCAAGGUGAAGACAACGAAUCCAAAGAAGUAUUGUGUAAGGCCCAACACUGGAAUUGUCAUGCCUCACUCUGCCAGCGAUGUCACAGUUACAAUGCAAGCGCAGAAAGAGGCUCCACCGGACAUGCAAUGCAAGGAUAAAUUCCUGCUUCAAAGUGUUGUUACAAGCCCAGGAGCUACUGCAAAGGACAUUACUCCCGAGAUGUUCUAUAAGGAGUCAGGGAAUUAUGUGGAGGACUGCAAGUUGAAAGUGGUUUAUGUUCCACCUCAACUGCCUUCGCCUGUGAGGGAGGGAUCUGAGGAAGGUUCCUCUCCUAGGGCUUCAGUAUCCGAAAAUGGAGUUGGGAAAACAUCCGAGUUUAAUAAUAUUUCAAGGGCAUAUAACGAGCAACAAGACAGCUCGUCGGAGGAUCGGGAAAGUAUUAGAGAUGAAACUGGAAAACAACUUUUAUCAUGGUGGAAGACCCCCGUAUCAGACAAUUUUCAAAACUUUCAAGGAUGGUUCGAGAUUUGCUAUCAACUCAAGCUUCUUCAGUUGCUUCGGAACGAAGGCACUAAUUUCGAAGCUGACAGCGGAGAAAAUUUCUGUUAUGCAGCAAAACAGCAAGCUUCAGCAAGAAUUGGAGCUCUUGAGAAAGGAACGUAACAGAAGUCGUGGUGGUAUCCCAACUAUAUAUGUUCUUAUCAUUGCAUUGCUGGGAAUCCUUCUGGGUUAUCUUUUCCAAAAGACAUAAUCUUUAGACGUUCUUGCUCUAUUCUCAAUGCUCCAGCUGUUUGAAAAAUUCAGAACCAAACCAUAAGUCCAUUAGUUCUCUGGUUGACUCAAAUGUGCGCAAGUCAGUUUCAUUUGUUUUGUAAUAGCCUUGAGCUUGAAGAGCAAUCAUCAUAUGACUAACUUGGUUUGGCAUCCACCUUUUUGGCAGCUCGAGAAGACAACAUUAGUUUAUUUAUCAAGUGUCUUUCUUAAGUUUGGAAUGCAACCAAAUGUUGGACUAUACUUAUUUGAGUGAUCUUAUUGGCAUGAAGGUGUUUACUUGUAUUCAUUUCAA
Molecule: messenger RNA, 1451 nt
Organism: Capsicum annuum
Lineage: Eukaryota; Viridiplantae; Streptophyta; Magnoliopsida; Solanales; Solanaceae
Product: vesicle-associated protein 1-2
Exons: 9
Coding region: 284-1048 (254 amino acids)
Biological process (GO): endoplasmic reticulum membrane organization
Cellular component (GO): plasma membrane; endoplasmic reticulum membrane
Source: RefSeq, a predicted model, not a curated record